GCAGCAGCAUGUUUACUUGCUUUGUCAGCGGUGACACCCGAGCAUAAUCUCAGGCGCUUCACCUGCGGCGGACCAGGACCCCGGACUUUGACCGGAGAAACCUUCGUCUUAUCAUCCGUUUCCUCUGUCGCAGCAGUUUCUCGCCCUGCCUCUUGCGGACCUUGAGCGGGGGCACGUCGGGUUCAACGGGAGAACGAUGACGCUGAAGUCCAAUAAAAACGAACCCUCCGUGGUGCUGGAGUCCGUGUGCAGCGUCCGCUCAGCCCUCUCGGACCUCUACCUGGAACAGCUUCUCCAAAACAAACCAAAGUCAGACACGGCUGCUAUGCAAACUUACGACAAUAAAGGAGCUGAUGUCUACACCAAUGGCAGUGCAGCUUACAUGAACGGCACAGGCAUGACCAAGAUGAGAGAAGUGGUGUUUGAGAAAAACCCCUCUGAACCGAUGGGUGUCACUCUGAAACUGAACGACAAACAACGCUGCACAGUCGCCAGGAUAUUGCAUGGGGGUCUGAUUCACAGACAAGGGUCUUUACAUGAAGGGGAUGAAAUAGCAGAAAUUAAUGGAAAAAGUGUAACAAACCACACUGUGGAUCAGCUCCAAAAGAUUCUGAAAGAAACCAAUGGUGUGGUCACCAUGAAGAUCAUUUCUAACCAGCAGAGUCGAUCCAAAACCUGUGAGAUGUACAUGAGGGCUCAGUUUGACUACGACCCCAUGAAGGACGAUCUCAUCCCAUGCAAAGAGGCUGGGUUGAAGUUCCAAACUGGCGACAUAAUAAAGAUCAUAAACAAACAGGAUCCAAACUGGUGGCAGGGACAAGUGGAGAGCAGCGCUGCCGACUUCGCAGGGCUCAUUCCCUCGCCAGAGCUCCAGGAAUGGAGGGUGGCGAGUAAGAGCAAGACCAGAGAGGGCAGCCAGUCCUGCAGCCCGUUUGGCAAGAAGAAAAAGUGCAAAGACAAGUAUCUGGCGAAACACAGCUCUGUGUUCGACCAGCUGGACGUGAUUUCUUAUGAGGAAGUGGUGCGCCUUCCAGCUUUUAACCGGAAAACACUAGUGCUCAUCGGUGCACAUGGUGUAGGAAGGAGCCAUAUCAAAAAUGCAUUGUUGACCAAAUACCCGGAGAAGUUUGCCUACCCACUACCACACACCACCAGACCCCAGCGUAAAGACGAGGAGAGCGGACAGGAAUAUUUCUUUAUCUCCAACGAGGACAUGACCCAGUGCAUCACUGGCAACAAGCUCCUGGAGUACGGAAGCUUCCAGGGUCACAUGUUUGGAACCAAAAUCGAGACCAUCCAGAAGAUCCACGAGCAGGGAAAGAUAUCGGUGCUGGAUAUUGAACCACAGACUCUGAAGGUGCUGCGGACGGCUGAAUUUGCACCUCUUGUGGUCUUCAUUGCUCCUACCGACACGGCUCCCCAGACGGAAAACUUAAAGAUGAUUCAGAAAGAAUCGGAGGCCAUUCUGAGCACGUAUAGACAUUUCUUUGAUGUGACUCUGGUCAACAACGACGUGGAUGAAAGUGUCAAAGGUGUGGAGGAGGCGAUGGAGCAGGCCAGCUCCACCCCUCAGUGGGUGCCUGUCUCGUGGGUGUACUGACGGAUUACUGAGGUCCGGCGCCAGUGAAAUGCUUGUUUUUAUAUUGAAAAAAAAGACGUGCAAUAUCACCGCGAGAUCUUCUAAGUAAAUGAUGUCCAUGUGUGGAAGUUUUUUGUCACUGAGAUUGUUUGCACACUCACACACACACCUCUCUCAUUUCUGUGGUUCAAGCCUUUAAGUGGCAGAGAUCUUUUCAGGUGCCACACCUUUGUGAUUGUUGAAUGCAACAGGACCAGAACUGUGAAUGGAACUGUCAUUUUUAGUAACAUGAAUUAGCUGCAUCUUUCCUUGUAGUUUCCUUUCUUCUGUUUUUAGAUUAAGCCAUGAGAUAAAGAUUUCGAGACCUUCUGUUCAAACGGUGUGCUCCACCCAAUCAUGCUCCUGCAGCAGCAAACGUCUCACUUGACCCAUCUCAAAUUGUAUACCUCAUGGGAUACUGUAAAAGCACUUUGAAGGAAAAAUAAAUUUCUGUUCUGUUUCAAA
Messenger RNA from Synchiropus splendidus (mandarinfish), 2083 nucleotides. RefSeq names its product MAGUK p55 scaffold protein 1 (gene mpp1). The record is from RefSeq and is a predicted model, not a curated record. The transcript has 12 exons. Bases 197 to 1600 code for a protein of 467 amino acids. Gene Ontology annotation, molecular function: signaling receptor binding. NCBI's taxonomy places the organism in Eukaryota, Metazoa, Chordata, Actinopteri, Syngnathiformes, Callionymidae. Gene Ontology annotation, cellular component: plasma membrane; cell-cell junction.